UGAUUGUAUUUUAGCUUUGAUUCCCUUCUACACUCCUCUGAUUUCCCUCUCUAAACGGGUAACCUCCUCAUCUUUUCUGUGGUUUUUGGGCUCGUCCUUUGAUUUUUUUUCCCCGCCUGGUUUUCAGCUAAAGCUUGUUAUCCUCAAUAACUGGGAUACUUUAUUUUCCCAAUUUUCUUUGUUUUAAAGAAGAUUGUGGGUAUGAUUAAUUGAGCACCGAGAGGUAUUUUAACUUUCUGAGAGAUUUCUACAAUGGCAAACAACUCAACGGGGCAGCUCGUUGGUUCAGAGAUACAUGGAUUCCAUACAUUGCGAGAUCUGGAUGUUAGGAACACUAUGGAGGAAGCAAAAGGCAGAUGGCUUCGUCCUAAUGAGAUUCAUGCUAUACUUAGUAAUUCCAAGUAUUUCAACAUCCGUGUGAAGCCAGUGCAUUUGCCUCCAAGUGGUACUAUUGUAUUAUUUGACCGCAAGAUGCUUAGGAACUUUCGAAAAGAUGGAUACAACUGGAAAAAGAAAAAGGAUGGGAAAACUGUCAAGGAAGCUCAUGAACAUUUAAAAGUUGGUGAUGAAGAAAGGAUCCAUGUUUACUAUGCGCAUGGCCAAGAUAACCCAAGACUUGUGCGUAGAUGUUAUUGGCUUCUUGACAAGAGUCUGGAACACGUAGUGCUUGUUCAUUAUCGUGAAACAAAAGAGUUGCAGGGCUCUCCAACUACACCUGUAAAUUCAAAUUCUAGUUCAAGUUCUGAUCCAACUGCACCAUUGAUUUUAUCCGAAGAAUUGGAUUCUGGGACCAACAAUCCAUAUGCUGGUGAAAUUAAUGACAAUUCAAAACUCAAGAGUCAUGAGCAGAGGCUUCUUGAGCUUAACACGCUUGAAUGGGAUGAUCUUGUGGUUACAAAUGAUCUUAACAGUUCCACCACAUCUAUUGGAGCCAAGGUUUCAUAUUUUGAUCAACAAAAUCAGCCUUUGCUGAAUCGCAAUUUGAACAAUGUAAGCUGCAGUCUGUCUGCUGAAAUUCCUUCUCUUGAUGACAUAACACAACCUAUAACUGGGAGUGCACCUUAUAGUUUCCCAGAAACUAUAGAUCUUCUGACAAAAGAUAAUCAAGAAAAUCCAAAUCCGCAGAAGGGAUAUCCUGUCUCCGUGGGUGGUGUUGAUUCCUUGGACACUUUGGUCAAUGAUAAUUUGCAGAGUCAGGACAGCUUUGGAAGGUGGAUCAACCACAUGAUUUCUGAUCCGCAUUGUUCUGUGGAAGAGUCAUCUAUUGAGUCGCCUGUUAUGUCCAUUCAAGAACCAUAUUUCCCUGUAGAGGAUCAUCAGCAACCUCUGCCUGAAAAACUUUUUAACCUCACCGAGGUCUCGCCUGCAUGGGCUUAUUCCACUGAGAAUACCAAGAUCCUGCUCACUGGAAUCUUUCAUUAUAACUAUCUGCACCAUGAAAAGUCCGAUCUAUUUUGUGUCUGUGGUGAUGUAAGUGUUCGGGUUGAAAUUGUUCAAGUUGGGGUCUACCGAUGCUGGGUAUCACCACAUUCCCCAGGAUUCGUGAAUCUCUAUAUGAGCCUUGAUGGCCAUAAGCCCAUAAGCCAGGUUGUCAAUUUUGAGUAUCGUACUCCAAUUUUGCAUGAGCCUACAGCCUCUAUAGGAGAGACGUGCAACUGGGCUGAGUUUCGACUUCAAACGAGGCUUGCUUCUUUGCUUUUUGGUACUCAUAAGAGUCUUGAUAUUAUCUCUAAUAAAGUAUCACAUAAUGCAAUAAAUGAGGCUAGGAACUUUGCUUCAAAGACCUCAUUGGUUUCCAACAGUUGGCAAUACUUGCUUAAGUCAACUGAAGGCAACAAAACUCCAUUUCCUCGAGCCAAAGAUGCACUAUUUGAAACGUCCUUGAAAAACAGAUUAAAGGAGUGGCUAUUGGAAAGAAUUCUCUUGGGCCGUAAGACUACUGAAUAUGAUUCUCAAGGUCAAGGUGUAAUCCAUCUGUGCGCAAUUCUGGGAUAUAAUUGGGCUAUUUCAAUAUUUUCAGGAUCGGGCUUGUCACUAGAUUUUCGUGAUAAAUUUGGAUGGACAGCUCUUCAUUGGGCAGCAUACUGUGGAAGGGAGAAAACGGUUGCACUGCUGUUGUCUGCUGGGGCAAAGCCUAACUUAGUCACAGAUCCCACUCCACAACAUCCUGGUGGAUGUACUGCUGCUGAUCUUGCUUUCAUGAAGGGUUAUGAAGGCUUAGCAGCUUAUCUUUCAGAAAAAUCUCUGGUUGAGCAGUUCAACGACAUGAGCUUAGCUGGAAAUAUCAGUGGCAAACUGGAAACAAACACAAAUGAUCCAGCAGAUUAUGACAAUCUCACUGCGGACCAGCUAUACCUAAAGGAUACAUUAGCAGCUUACCGAACAACUGCUGAGGCUGCAGCACGAAUACAGGCUGCAUUUAGGGAGCACUCGUUCAAAGUACGAGCAAAGGCAGUUCAGAUUUUAAAUCCAGAGGACGAAGCCCGUAUGAUUGUUGCAGCAAUGAAGAUUCAGCAUGCCUAUCGCAACUAUAACACAAGGAGGAUGAUGGCAGCUGCAGGUCGCAUCCAGCAUAGGUUCCGUACAUGGAAAUUGCGCAGAGAAUUUCUCAACAUGCGACAGCAGGCUAUCAGAAUCCAAGCUGCUUUCCGGGGCUACCAAGUGCGGAAGCAGUAUCGUAAAAUUCUCUGGUCUGUUGGAGUACUUGAAAAGGCAGUCCUGCGGUGGCGAUUAAAGAGAAAAGGCUUCCGUGGACUUCAGGUAAAUCCUGUCCAACAAGAGCAAGAACCAAAGCUGGAAAGUGACACAGAAGAGGACUUCUUCCGGCUUGGUCGGAAACAAGCUGAAGAACGUGUGGAGAGAUCUGUAGUACGUGUUCAGGCCAUGUUCCGUUCAAAGAAAGCACAAGAAGAUUAUAGGAGGAUGAAGCUGGCUCACAAUCAGGCAAAGCUGGAACUCGAAUUAGAAGAGCUACUCAAUUCAGAGGUUGAUAUUCUAUAGAAGGCAGGCUGUGUGUGGCAAAAGGAAUGGUAUAUUUGUUUAAUCCCCAUUUUGUAUAGUUUGUAAUAUGCAUGUAGGGUGUAGAUGCUGUAAAUUCCAAGACCCCAGUGUAGAUUUGAAUUGAAUCUUCCUCAGCCCUUUCAAUUUGAUUUAAUAUCCUGAAAGGGUUGUUUGUGAAAUGUGAAAUUCUUAUGUGUAGACGGGAUUUCUAAGACAGACUUUUAAUGCACCAUCUAAGGUUACAUUGGGUGGCAUGCCUUUCUAGGGUUGAAUUGACAAAAUAAUUGUUGCCAGUUGCUACAAAUCUGCUGGAGGACUCUAUUAAUACCCAAUAUCCUACCUAAUUCAAAAGUUCUUCCUAA
Molecule: messenger RNA, 3362 nt
Organism: Prosopis cineraria
Lineage: Eukaryota; Viridiplantae; Streptophyta; Magnoliopsida; Fabales; Fabaceae
Product: calmodulin-binding transcription activator 6-like
Biological process (GO): regulation of transcription by RNA polymerase II
Cellular component (GO): nucleus
Molecular function (GO): double-stranded DNA binding; protein binding; transcription coregulator activity
Source: RefSeq, a predicted model, not a curated record